GCACAUAGUCAACACGUGGGCCCAAGCAGCCGCCGGCGCAAACACAAUGGACGCUGACGACUCUGACGAGGGCUUGGCUUACUUAAGCUGCAAAUUCAGUCACUAUUUCUGAGUUUCUCUAAAGAGGACAAUACUAAGGUAACUGCGGCAACACUGCAUGUUUUGGGGACGUGGGAGGAAACCGCAGUACCCGAAGAAACCCCACACAGGCACUGGAAGAACAUGCAGACUCUACGAAGGCAGGGCCGGGAUUUGAACCCCGGUCCUCAGAACUGUGAGGCAGAUGUGUUCACCAGUCGCCCAGCGUGCCACCCAGGUAGAUAUAAAUGCCAUGAAAUAAAAGCUGGAAUUCUGAACUCUUGUCUGAUCUGAAGCCCAAAUGUCCAGUAUACAACCAAAACAAAUAAAUGGACCUUGUCAUUCCAAUACAAAAGAUGUUGUUUUAAGGAAAACGUGUGUGUGAGUUCGCGUUCAGUCUUCUUUUGCCAUUUAAAGCUAAGUACGGCAUUACACGGUGUCGCUCUCGUGCUUAGCUUGGUGUAAUAUCACAAAACACACCGUACUAUCGCUCAAAACCGAGUUCAUAGUCCAACAAAAUCUCCCAUGUUGUCGUCCACACAAGACCACACGUAGUCGUGGCGUCACCCGGGCAUUAAAGCUUUCUACAAAGACACGUUUAAUUGCCGAAAUAUAGCAGACAUUCCGCAAACAUUUUCACUGAGCAGAGGGAGCCGGAUUCUCGUACUGUAUCACGUUUCCACAAGCAUCCUGCUGCCCCCCGCCGGACACAAUGCAGUAAAGACCCGGUUAAAAAAAAAAAAGGCGAGCCUUCGGGGGUGGGAGCAUUGUCGUUGGGUUUUUUUUUUCCACUGCUUGUCCGCAUCAGUUUGUGUUUGGCUCGGCGUGUCACCACUUAUCCAAUCAGAUUUCGUUUUCGGCUCGGUGAGCCAUGCUGAGAUGUCACCGUAGCCAAUCGCCUUUCGAAACGGAAUUGAGUUGGGCGGGGCUAAACGCAGAAAUUCAUGUGUUGUCAUUCUGGUGCGGUGGUGUGUGAGUAUUAUGUAUCUUGAGCGGACUAAUCUACAACAUAAUGCGACUCUAGCGGAAAUUAUCCGUGUUCCCCCCCCCCCUCUUCGCACUAGAGGCUCGUGGAACCUUAUUCUGUCAAAAAGUACCGAACUAAACCCACCAAGUACCGGCGAAUCCCUACGAAUAGAGCUUUCAGGCUAACCCGUUAGCCAUGGAGGAACGGAAGGAGGAGGGAGAAGCCGAGAUCCAGGAGCACGGCCCAGAGCACUGGUUCUCCAAGUGGGAGCGCCAGUGCCUGGCCGCCGCCGAGCAGAGCGAGCCCCUGGGCGACGAGGAGACGGAGCAGAACCAACAGAAGCUGUGGCACCUCUUCCAGAACUCGGCCACAGCGGUGGCACAGCUCUACAAAGACAGAGAAUGCCAGCAGCAAGGCCUUUCCCUCUGGGUGCCCUUCCAGAAUGCAGCCACAGCCGUCACUAACAUGUACAAAGAGAGCAUGGAGGCCCGCCAGCGCAGCUACGACCUGGGGUUCCAGAUCGGCUACCAGCGCAGGAACAAGGAGGUGAUGGCCUGGGUGAAGAAGCGGCGGAGAACAAUCCGGCGCGAAGAUCUCAUCAGCUUCCUGUGCGGCAAAAACCCCCCUCCCAGGGCAGCCCGGGCCCCGCCCCGGGGAGCCAUGGUGGCCGCCAGCCGGCCACCUCCGCCCGAGACAGGCAGCUCCGUGGAGACGGACCUACAGCCCUUCAGAGAGGCCAUAGCCCUGCACGGUCUCAGCGGUGCCAUGGCGAGCAUCUCCGUGCGCUCUUCGGGCCCGCCGCCCGGCUCGCCCACUCACCCGGCGGUGGGGCCUCCCCACGGCCGUCGCCGCAACGGCCUUCACGACGUGGACCUAAACACCUUCAUAGCCGAGGAGAUGGCCCUCCACCUGGAUUCGGCCGCCAACCGCAAGCGGGGCGCCGCCCCCUGCGGAGAUGUCAUCACGGACUCCCCUACGCAUAAACGCAACCGGAUGCUCUGAGCGCCCCUCUCCCCCCCAAAACCGGCCGAUGAGAACUGAAACUCGGACGUCCUAGCUGCAUUGCUACGUAUAAUUAAAGUAAAAUACUAUACUUUAUUUUGACACGUGCUCCAUUUUCACCUGCCUUUGAGUGCGCGUGUGUCCCAUUACUUUUGGUUACCAAGCAACACAUAUGCACUAUUUAUGUUUACACUCGUGUUUACAUUGGGAAUAACCCAACACAUACACACGUGCCCCCAUUUUUUUUUAGUUCACACAUGCUUUGUGUACAAUCUUUAUGUAAUGUGUGUAAAUAAUAAUAAACACGUAGGUGCUGUUAUUAUAUGUGGUAAAUAUUGUAAAGACAAAAAAGAUAAUGAAACGGGGGCUGUCCAUGUACAAUAAUAACCAAUUAUGACAAUAAAAGAACUACGAGUGUG
Phyllopteryx taeniolatus (common seadragon) is the source of this 2466-nucleotide messenger RNA. It is a transcript of the gene hapstr1b, whose product is annotated as HUWE1 associated protein modifying stress responses b. The coding region runs from base 1241 to 2047 and encodes 268 amino acids. The transcript has 5 exons. The record is from RefSeq and is a predicted model, not a curated record. NCBI's taxonomy places the organism in Eukaryota, Metazoa, Chordata, Actinopteri, Syngnathiformes, Syngnathidae.